Molecule: messenger RNA, 5151 nt
Organism: Jaculus jaculus (lesser Egyptian jerboa)
Lineage: Eukaryota; Metazoa; Chordata; Mammalia; Rodentia; Dipodidae
Gene: Asap2
Product: ArfGAP with SH3 domain, ankyrin repeat and PH domain 2
Exons: 29
Coding region: 24-3038 (1004 amino acids)
Biological process (GO): positive regulation of GTPase activity
Cellular component (GO): cytoplasm
Molecular function (GO): protein binding; GTPase activator activity
Source: RefSeq, a predicted model, not a curated record
GGCCGCCGGCCCGCGCCGCGGCGAUGCCGGACCAGAUCUCGGUGUCGGAGUUCGUGGCCGAGACCCAUGAGGACUACAAGGCGCCCACGGCCUCCAGCUUCACCACGCGCACGGCGCAGUGCAGGAACACCGUGGCGGCCAUCGAGGAGGCUUUGGACGUGGACCGGAUGGUUCUGUACAAAAUGAAGAAGUCUGUGAAGGCAAUCAAUAUCUCUGGGCUGGCACACGUGGAGAACGAAGAGCAGUAUACCCAGGCCCUGGAGAAGUUCGGUGGCAACUGCGUGUGCAGAGACGACCCGGAUUUAGGAAGUGCGUUCCUGAAGUUCUCCGUGUUCACCAAGGAGUUGACGGCGCUCUUCAAAAACCUGAUUCAGAAUAUGAACAACAUAAUCUCCUUCCCUUUGGACAGUCUGCUGAAGGGAGACCUGAAAGGCGUAAAAGGGGACCUGAAAAAGCCCUUCGAUAAAGCUUGGAAGGACUAUGAAACAAAAAUAACCAAAAUAGAGAAGGAGAAGAAGGAACACGCCAAGCUCCAUGGGAUGAUUCGUACUGAAAUAAGUGGGGCAGAAAUCGCAGAGGAGAUGGAAAAGGAGAGACGGUUCUUCCAGCUCCAGAUGUGCGAGUAUCUGCUGAAGGUCAAUGAAAUCAAGAUUAAAAAAGGCGUGGAUUUACUUCAGAACCUGAUCAAAUACUUCCACGCCCAAUGCAAUUUUUUCCAGGACGGACUGAAAGCAGUAGAAAGCCUCAAGCCCUCCAUUGAGACGCUAUCCACGGAUCUUCACACGAUCAAACAGGCUCAGGAUGAAGAACGAAGGCAGCUGAUGCACCUUCGCGAUAUUUUGAAAUCAGCGUUGCAGGUGGAACAGAAAGAGUCUAGGAGAGACUCCCAACUUCGCCAGAGUGCAGCUUACAGCUUACAUCAGCCUCAGGGAAACAAAGAACACGGGACCGAGCGGAACGGCAACCUGUACAAGAAAAGUGACGGGAUCCGGAAAGUGUGGCAGAAAAGAAAGUGUUCCGUGAAAAAUGGCUUCCUGACUAUAUCCCAUGGCACCGCCAACCGGCCACCUGCCAAGCUCAACCUGUUAACCUGCCAGGUGAAAACGAACCCCGAGGAGAAGAAGUGCUUCGACCUCAUCUCUCAUGACAGGACGUACCACUUCCAAGCAGAAGACGAGCAGGAAUGUCAGAUAUGGAUGUCCGUGCUGCAGAACAGCAAGGAGGAGGCACUGAGCAACGCUUUCAAGGGAGACGACAGCGCUGGGGAGAAUAACAUCGUCCAGGAGCUGACCAAAGAGAUCACCUCGGAGGUGCAGAGGAUGGCGGGCAAUGACGUGUGCUGCGACUGCGGGGCGCCAGAUCCAACCUGGCUCUCUACCAACCUGGGAAUCCUGACUUGCAUCGAAUGUUCUGGAAUCCACCGAGAGCUCGGGGUUCAUUACUCCAGGAUGCAGUCCUUGACUUUAGAUGUACUGGGAACAUCUGAGCUUUUGCUUGCCAAGAAUAUUGGGAAUGCAGGCUUUAAUGAGAUCAUGGAGUGUUGCCUACCAGCUGAGGACUCCAUCAAGCCCAGCCCAGGCAGUGACAUGAAUGCGAGGAAGGACUACAUCACAGCUAAGUACAUCGAGAGGAGAUACGCAAGGAAGAAACAUGCUGAUAACUCGGCGAAGCUCCGCAGCCUUUGCGAGGCCGUGAAAAGCAGGGACAUUUUUGGAUUACUGCAAGCGUAUGCUGAUGGUGUGGACCUGACUGAGAAAAUCCCUCUGGCCAAUGGACACGAGCCGGACGAGACAGCCCUGCACCUUGCAGUCAGGUCCGUGGACCGGACUUCUCUGCACAUCGUGGACUUUCUAGUCCAGAACAGUGGGAACCUGGAUAAGCAGACAGGCAAAGGCAGCACGGCCCUCCACUACUGCUGCCUGACGGACAACGCCGAGUGCCUCAAGCUCCUGCUGCGGGGGAAGGCCUCCAUCGAGAUAGCAAAUGAGUCAGGAGAGACGCCAUUGGACAUCGCCAAGCGCCUGAGGCACGGGCACUGUGAGGAGCUGCUGACCCAGGCCUUGUCUGGGAGGUUCAAUUCCCACGUCCACGUCGAGUACGAGUGGCGCCUGCUGCACGAGGACCUGGACGAGAGCGACGACGACGUGGACGAGAAGCUGCAGCCCAGUCCGAACCGGCGGGAGGACCGGCCUGUCAGCUUUUACCAACUGGGAUCCAGUGCGGCAUCUUUAGCCAGAGAUGCUACCAACCUCGCCAAGGACAAGCAGAGGGGCUUUGGGCCCAGCAUCCUGCAGAACGAGACGUACGGAGCCAUCCUGAGUGGCAGCCCACCCCCCUCCCAGCACGCAGCCCCCAGCACCACCAGCGCGCCCCCACUCCCCCCUCGGAGCGCCGGCAAAGUUCAGACAGCCUCCUCAGCUAACACCCCGUGGAAGACAAACUCUGUAGGUGUGGACGGUGUAAGCAGGCAGCGAUCUUCGUCAGAUCCGCCAGCUGCCCACCCACCGCUGCCCCCUCUUCGAGUGACAUCUACCAAUCCCCUGACCUCUGCAGCACCCCCUCCUGUUGCCAAGACGUCAGGUGUGCUAGAAGCUGUGAGCCAGCCAAGCAAGGUCACCCAGCCUGGGACCUCGCAGACCAAGCCCCCGCCCCCACCACCGCAGCCGCCCAGCCGCCUGCCUCAGAAGAAGCCAGCUCCUGGGACUGACAAGCCUACCCCACUGAUCAACAAAAGCCAGCCAAGAGGACCUGUGGAUCUCUCUGGAACAGAAGCCCCGGGUCCUGUGUCCAAUGCCAUGGCCCUACAGCCCCCUGCACCUAUGCCCAGGAAGUCACAGACGACCAAGUUGAAGCCCAAGCGGGUCAAAGCGCUUUACAACUGCGUGGCCGACAACCCGGAUGAACUGACCUUCUCCGAAGGGGACGUGAUCAUCGUGGACGGGGAGGAGGACCAGGAGUGGUGGAUCGGCCACAUUGACGGAGAUCCUAGCCGCAAAGGAGCAUUUCCUGUGUCAUUUGUGCACUUUAUUGCCGACUAAACUGCUACUGAACAAAAGCCUUUCACUGUUGUGUUCCUGUUUUGCCAUUGGUACCGAGACUCUCAGCCCAUAGCCAAGUUCAUAGGUUGUGUUGACAGCCUGUUUUCUCUCACACCACCAUUCUGUUUUAAAGACUCAAAAAGGCAGUUUUUACAGAUAGUCAUUGUUUUUAUAAUUUGUGGCUUUCAUGAAUUGCUUAAAAGGUGAACUAAAAAGUUAUUUUAACUAUAUAACAUGAGAUCCUGUGUCUACAUAAGUAGGUAAACCUAAAAAAAAAAAAUGCCUAAAUGAAUUCUGAAGUUCUCAAUUCUCGACCUAAGUCUGGAGUUACCUCGCCGCAGCCAUCGUACGGGCAGGCCGGCAAGCUGCUGCUUCCCAGGUCGCUGCCCACCUGCGCUGUCCGUUCAAUGCCACCGUGCACUUUCACGACGGGGGAAUUUACACGUUAGCCUUGUACUUCCCAGCCCUGGCCUGUGAGGGGGCAGCUGCCACGGUCUCCUGCAUGUGUGUUGCGAACAAUCACACUUCACCAACUGCCCAGGGGCUGUUCUAGCACAGCGACAGCAGGCCGGUCCGCCCCAGCGUCUAGCACCGAGGAUGGCGGGCUGCAGAACAGCCCGUCGAACACGGGCGUGCUUUAGGUGUUAGAACUCGCCUCCCUGACGCUCCCCCGUCAUCCCGGAGGCAGCUGCACACCAGUGGAGCGAGACGUGCCCCGCUGCUGCCUGCUCUGUGCGCCACCGCCUUCCCCUGCCAGCUCCCGAGGACGUUCACUUAGCUUCGUGUCCUGUAUCUGUAUGACACGCCCACAGGGAUGGUAGCCGCACUGUCUUGAAACUUAAUCUAUCCAUUUGUUUGUGCUCGACAGCAUAUCAGAAAUCAGUAGGUCCUAGUUAAGACAACACUCCCAAACAUCCCAGUUUUGCUAUGUAAGGCCAUCUCUUAAACUUACACUAUGUGGGGAGGGGGAUGGGAAUUAGGUUGUGUAUGAUAAACUCAAAACUCAUUAGUUUAAUGAACUUGACUGGCAUACCUGUUAGCCAUUGUGAGUAUAAGAUUCAUAGUAGGAAUAUUGGAAAUGUUGGCGCUCUCUCGGAAUAAAUAGGCAGGCAUGUGAUGCCCACUUGGACUUCGGACAAAAGUAAAAGAGUAAAUUUAUAGGCUUGUAAAGCAAGGCAGUGAUGCUCCCGCAUCUGACACGAUGGUACAUUUGACUGAAGCAGCUCAUCUUGAUCAUGCAGACCUCUCUGAAGUGUCGAGUUCUGGUUUUGGCAUUGUAUUUUUGUUUGCUAUAUAAAGGAAUACAGAACAAACUGGAAUGUUUUAUGAGGAUGUAAUUUCUUUUUGCCUUUCAACAUUCCAGGUUUUAAAAGAUGUGCUAGUUUUGUAAGUAAGUCUUUUUUUAAGCACUACAUCUAUUUUACUAGUUAAUUUGUUUGAACCCUUCCUUUAGUCACGUUUCUCACAGACUCAGAGCACCUGCAGUGCACCGCUCUAACAGCCCUUGCACUGUAUCGCUGUCCGUCUCUGACCACCUGGGGCCAGCUCUUUGGGAACUCCAGUCCCAAACCAACCAACCAGGUUCACUGGUACAUAAAUACCUAGGAAAUAUUUUUCCACUCUAUAAUUUGGUGGUGCUAUUGUGCAGUCAUUGAUAGUACUUUUACCAGAACAGAAAUCCUAUUAACUUCCCUGCUUAGUUAAUAUGCUGUUUGCAAAUUUUAAAAAAAAGGAAAACAUUGUAGAUAUCUAUUUAUAAUUGAAGUUUACAUUUCAUGACCUUUAGCUGCAGGAUUUGGGCAUUCUGCAUGCCACUUUCCAUCAGGUCUGGUUUGGAGGGAGGACGACUCAGAACAGGUGCAAAGACCAGCACGGUCUGGUAAGGAUGGAGAACUAUCUGCAGCCUGGAAUGCUGUUUUGAGAUGUAUGAUAUUUCAAUUCAUCACUUGAUUCCUUUGGUCUAGUUGCAGCGCAACUGUAUAUAUUGUAUAACCGAAGCUGAUUCUUAUUUUCAUUGUCCUUAAUACAGUGAUUUAUAAUUAGAGCAUGUUUAACAAACUUACCUGUUAACCAGUCAUUUGACUGGAGAAAAAUAAAGUACUUUUAAACAACA